AUUAACUCGAUAGUCAUGAUAUGAUAGGCUUAGAAAGAUAUUCUCCACAAAACAACCUCUGAAAUGUAAAAUUGAGAUAUCGAAUGGAACCCAAUACUUUGAGUUGUAUUUUGGGCAAGAACUCCAACAAAGAAACAUAACCCAGCUUCUGAUAUUCUUCUCCGCCUCAGCUUAGAACCCAUAACUCAACCAUGACGAUAGCUUCUCAGCUUCUGAUAUUCUUCUCCGCUCCUUUUGUGCAUUUGUGAGCACCCUCUGCGCUAGCACACAGGUAUAAUCUCAUAUCUCAAGAAAUUCUUUUCCGUGUAUAAUUCUUUUCAUCUGCUACUUCUACUUUCCGCUGCCAAUCACCUCCCUCCCACCAAUCCAGGUUUAUAAGGCAACCUAAAUAUGAGCAUUUUAGUGAGCUUCAUAUGGCUAUUAAACUAUGUGGAAGCUCUAGCAGCAUGAGUUCUUAAAGGUAUCUGGUUUAGAAGAUCUCUCCAGGCAGGAGUCUUGAAGAAAGAAAACAAAGGCUGAUUAGUAUGGGGGGCGGGUCUAGGGGUCAAAAGCAGCUUUCUGGAAUGCAAAAACAGGUGCUCUCACUUUACAGGCAAUUCUUAAGAGCAGCACAGUCCAAACCUCAGAAAGAAGAGAGAAGGCAGAUUGAGUGUCUGGUGUCGGCUGAGUUUCGUCGGAAUGCCGUUCAAGUUGACCGUAAGAAUUUCUUGUACAUUGAGUACUUGCUUCGUCGUGGUAAGAAGCAACUUGAAAUGCUCAAAAGCCCAGAUACCGUCCGGUUGUCCUCUUUGACGGUUGCUGUUGACCCUUCAUCUUCUUCACAAACAACUAAAUAAUGGAUAUGAAUGUGAGUGAACUUUGCAUGUUUCUCAUUUACAUAUUGUAUAGUCAAAGGUAGGAAAUGCUGUUGUCACUUUUCUUUUAUAAUGAUUAUUAUUAUAUUCGUAUAUUCUAAUAUUUUUGCUUACUCUGCGCUGCCUGGUUUGCAUGCUCUGUGUGGUUUUCUGUAAACUCAUGGUGUAAUUGAAUUGUGGUCCUAUUGUUAAUCUCAUUUUCUUGUUACGCUGACAUGCUCAAUUUGGAUUGCGUGG
This is a messenger RNA of Cuscuta europaea, 1091 nucleotides long. NCBI's taxonomy places the organism in Eukaryota, Viridiplantae, Streptophyta, Magnoliopsida, Solanales, Convolvulaceae. The record is from the annotation of a GenBank genome assembly.